GAACCUUAAAUAAUCCAAUCUAUUCAUCAAUAUGGGGUUGUGGAGAUCAUUAAGCUCCUGACUGAAAUUAUGAACCGAUUGAUGUUAGACUACCAUUGAAAACCUGGAAGAACUGGACGCCGUUCCGUCCCAUUAUGGGACUCAGCAGUGCGCAUCUAAGAUCCCGUUUGCGGAAUUCGAACCCAGGACCCUCGAUCUUACUCACGAACUCUUAACAUCUAAACCAGUGAGCUGGCUUCCAUUGGUGUUAAUGUCUAACCUCAACCAAUCCACGACAUUGUGCGAUCAUCUCCCAUUGUACUGAAGUAGAUGACUGUCUCUACCCGACACGGAGUUCUAGUGAAAAACGGUAACCGAAAUUGUCAUGGAGUAUGUGAAUACAAUUAUUAGUUCUACAUUAUUGAUGGUGACUUAAUAAAACAAGCUCUUGUAGCAUGAAGAAGUAAGUUGGUUGUUUCACCGUAAUAUCAGAAUAAUACACCAGGACAUUUACCAGUUUACUGAUCGUUCGUGAAAUCCAGUACUCAUCAACUAUCAUUUGUUUUGUUUAUUCAUAACAUAAUUCAACCAAACCAGUAAAAUGUAGUCAGGUUCUAAAAAGCAAACAUUGUUGGUUCAUUAUUUAUGGUUAAGGAUGUUAUUCACCUCUCUAUUGAUCAAAUGAAAUGUGUUUCUCAUGUGAUUCAAGUACCUAUGUGAUAGUCUUCUUUACCUCUCUUGUUUUAAUUCAGUUAGAUACAUGAGUAAAAAUAUUAACCACUUUAAAUGGUACUUUGUGCUAUACUGCCUGAUAUAUUUUAUGUACUGGAAGAAGAUAAUAUAAGCCAUAAUGACUUAUCAUUGGCUGAUUAGUAUACAAAUCUCAUUGUUAUUUGUUAACUGCUUAUGUAAUGGAUCAGAAUGGUCUUAUUCAAAUAUAUUAACUGGACCGGAAACAUGGAAUCACCACUAUAGAAAUAUGUGUUCAGGUUAUUAUCAAUCACCAAUUGAUUUGAAAUCAGAUAUAUCUAUACUUGAUUUACGAUUAAAAACUGUGGUAAUUUAUCGAAACACAUCAGUUGCUGAGACCACUACAAUUACAAAUAAUGGUCACUCAGCUGAUGUUACAUUUUCACAAAACACUUGGUUUAUAUCAUUUGAUGGCUUACGUGACUAUAAAUAUGAAAUUGCAAAAAUGCAUUUUCACUGGGGUAAUACUGAUGAUCGUGGAUCUGAGCAUACUAUUGAUGGAAUUAGAUUUCCUUUAGAAGGACAUAUUGUAUCGUUUCGAAGAGAGCUGUAUUCUUCACUCGAGGAAGCUAUCGGUCGACCAGGUGGACUUGCUGUUCUUGGUAUCAUGCAUAAUAUUGUUGAAUCAAUAAAGUCUGACCAAACAGUGUUCAAGGCAUAUAACAAUUUUUCUGGUGUAUUGAAUCCACAAUUCGCUCCUCCAAAUGCUUUGACAGUUGAUAAUAUGAAUUUAUCACUAAUUUUAAGCUUCUUGAAUCCUAGUCGUUAUUUUCGCUAUUUUGGUUCAUUGACAACUCCACCAUGCACAGAAAAUGUUCUUUGGACUGUUUUUACGGAUCAAGUGCCAAUUACACGUGAACAGGUUAAUCUAUUUCGUAGUUUACCUUAUGGUCCAAAUGAAAAACAAACUACUAUGGGUGAUAAUUUUCGUCCUAUUCAACCAUUAAAUCCAGCAGAUACACUUGCACCACGUUCUCUAUAUCGAGCUACAGCAUCAAGUCUUUCAUUAUUAUCUUUACCAGGUUUAUUAUGUAUCAUGUUGACCAGUCAACUUACUGUGAUAUUUUCUUAAUUCAUUUAAUUCAAAACUAUUUAUGUCUGAAAUAUUUAGCUUCUUCUAGACCCAAAUUAUUGCGCUUUCAUUCUUUGAAUUAAAAACAAAAAGAGGAUACUUACCCAUACUACUUUAUAGAGUAAAUUUUCUUGUUUUAUUUUUCUUCUUUGUUUUUUUACUUCAAAUUUCUCAUAUUUUGUAUAUAACUUAGUUGGUGUGUUAUAUUUGGUUUGAUUUCACAUCAUAAUGUUUAUUUUAUUAGAUUAAUAUGAUUAUGCAAUAUGUAUCUGUAAGAGUUCCUUGAUCAAUAGCCUCAUUACUUACUGUCUACUAUUUCUAGAUCUUAAUUAGUUGGUUACUAUUUUCCUCUUCAAGAUUCAUGAUGAAGUGGAAAAAAAAAAUUAUGUAUUCAUGAUUCAUUCAUUGUAGUUAAUUAUCAGUGAAUAAUAAAAAAGAAAUGACAUUUCAUCUAAUGACUUUAUUCUGUUGGGAUUUUGUAAUUCUCUUUUAUUUUCACCUCAAAUUUGGUUACGAAGCAUGAUGUAAGCCAAUACAAUAGGUAGGAGGAAAGUAUAUUUAUUGUGAGAAGUUACAAUGUAUUUACUUAAUAAUUAUACAUAGCCUUCAUUCGUCCAUUAGCAUCUUUCGGUAUGUUCUGCAACCUGAAAUGUCUUCUCGAGUGAUC
This is a messenger RNA of Schistosoma mattheei, 2468 nucleotides long. Lineage: Eukaryota; Metazoa; Platyhelminthes; Trematoda; Strigeidida; Schistosomatidae. The record is from the annotation of a GenBank genome assembly.